Messenger RNA from Pezoporus occidentalis (night parrot), 1366 nucleotides. RefSeq lists its product as uncharacterized. Gene Ontology annotation, molecular function: proline:sodium symporter activity. Bases 18 to 815 code for a protein of 265 amino acids. Gene Ontology annotation, cellular component: plasma membrane. The transcript has 2 exons. Lineage: Eukaryota; Metazoa; Chordata; Aves; Psittaciformes; Psittacidae. Gene Ontology annotation, biological process: L-leucine transport; sodium ion transmembrane transport. The record is from RefSeq and is a predicted model, not a curated record.
CCGCCGCCGCCGCUUUUAUGUCUGUCUUUAAACGCCGUCGCAGCGAGGGUUGGACACAUGUCCCUGCUGCCGCCUGCCCGUCUCUGAGCCCUGUACCCUCACGGCCCCCCUCGCCGCUCCGCGCCCCGGGGGGUACCCAGGCCCCCUCUUCUUUCCUUCGUUCCCACAGCUGGCGCCCGGCGACCCCCGCGGGCGGAGGUACUUUCAGUAGAACAGACUUUCAGGAAGCGAAGUCCUUAACUCUUGAUUCCCUGGUAUCAAGGACUCAUCAGGCACCAUCUUCAGCCUAUUGCUUCAGUAUUCUUGGCCAAGCAGAGGGAGAGCUUUCUUCAGCCCUUGUCCAUCUGUCUCAACUGAACCUGACUUCCUUGCUGAUUUUCUCUUUAUUACAAAUGCCUAAGAACAGCAAGGUAGUGAAAAGGGAACUAGAUGAUGAGGUCAUUGAGUCAGUUAAGGACCUUCUCUCUAAUGAAGACUCUUCAGAUGAUCCCUUUAAGAAGAGUGAACUUAUGGUUGAUGAUCAGGAAGAAAAAGAUGUUGACGUUGAAGAAGGUUCAGAUGUAGAAGAUGAAAGACCUGCUUGGAACAGCAAACUCCAGUAUAUUCUGGCACAAGUUGGAUUUUCCGUGGGAUUAGGGAAUGUGUGGCGAUUCCCGUAUCUGUGUCAGAAGAAUGGUGGAGGUAAGUCUUGUGAUAGCUGGCCAUAUCUAAAUGAUAAAGCUAACCUAUCUGGUUUCAAGAUUAGCAGAGGUUUCAACAACAAAACCUGCUACAUCAUGUCAAGUUUUUCCUUUAAUUUCUACCAGAACCUAUGAAGAGACACCCAUAUUCUCUUUGCGUAGUGAGAUACAUCUGUUAAAGUAAGUAGCAGAUUAAGAUUCAAUUUACACAUUUUAGGGAAGAAAGCUCUUGGUAUGACUUUAGUGGUCAAACUAGUGUCUAAGCAAAACGCGUAUUUACAGAGAGGUUGCAUUAUUUAGGACCUGGCUAUUGUUCUGCUGAAGUGUUCUUCGUAGUACUUGGACAAUAAAUCAGGGCAUUAUAUCUGCAUCCACUUCAAAGACUAAAGCAGUAUUCAGUCUUCAGUAUUGAGCAGUACUAAGCUUCACACCUUUACUUUUUAAUUGCUUUUAAUUGUUUUUAGCUCCUAGGCCACUUGAUCAUGAUUUAUUUCCUGCGGGAGCGACAAAAUACUGUAGGAGUGAAAAGGUUUUAUUUACUGAAAAUGAAGAAUUUAAAUCAUUACCUUAAGAGAAUGCAGGUGUUUUGUGUUGUUAUAUAGCUAACUAUUUUCCUAAACAGCAAGUUACCUUUCACUUAGAACAUUAACAUCAAGCUGUUUGUUUGUUAGCUGUCCACCUGUGGU